Messenger RNA from Culex pipiens pallens (northern house mosquito), 1154 nucleotides. It is a transcript of the gene Samtor, whose product is annotated as S-adenosylmethionine sensor upstream of mTORC1. Lineage: Eukaryota; Metazoa; Arthropoda; Insecta; Diptera; Culicidae. Gene Ontology annotation, biological process: negative regulation of TORC1 signaling. The record is from RefSeq and is a predicted model, not a curated record. The coding region runs from base 124 to 1134 and encodes 336 amino acids. The transcript has 2 exons.
AAUCUGUCAUAACAUCUGGUUUUGGAAGCAUGAUGUUCUGACCGCGAGUAGUUAAAUAAAAUUUUGAGUGAUUCUUAUAAAAAAUGUGCUGAAAACAGUAACUUUAGUGAAUAUUUAAUCGGCAUGGCUUCCGAGGAGCAGCUGGCCCUUUCUGGGCUAAUCAAAUCCGUCCACCGCCAGCUGCGAGACUCGGCGAAGGACUCCGAUCCGGACCAAGCUUGGCGAAAUCACCUACAAAAUCAGCAUCUUCUGAGCCAGUACGCCGAUGCAAUGCACAAACUGGCCACAAAUUACUGGGACAAAACGAUGGAGGUGUCGGCCAAAAAGGAUAAUAGCCGGAUUGAGUGGGUCGUUGGUUCUUGCCGGGAUUACUUCUUCCGGAGUUGCUUGUUGAAUAUGUUCCGGGAAAAGGAUGAUAAGGUCAUGACAGCAAUCGACGAACAAUUCUCAUACGAACACAAACCAUACCAAGUUGAAAAAGUGAAACUUCUCGACGUUGGCAGCUGCUACAAUCCGUUUUCAGUCUUUGGAGAUUUCGAGGUAACCGCAAUCGACAUAGCUCCUGCCCAGGAAAGCGUUCGGUACUGUGACUUCCUGGAGGUUCCCCUGAACGACGCAUCUUCAACAAUUUCGUCAGAUUCCAUCGAAUCCCUGCCCAAAUCGUUUUUCGACGCCGUGGUUUUCAGCUUAUUGCUAGAAUAUCUUCCCUCGUCUGAUCAGCGUCUUAAAUGUUGCAAAAAAGCUUACGACGUGCUUAAACCGGAAGGCGUUUUGCUAAUCAUUACACCUGAUUCACGCCACCAAGGGGCCAACGCAAAGCUGAUGAAAAAUUGGCGCUACACGCUCGGGUUGAUGGGUUUCAGUAGGAUAAAAAUCGAAAAACUCGAACACGUGACCUGCAUGGUGUUUCGAAAGUCGCUCUUCCCCGAGGUUUCCGAGCGGUGGUGUAAAAUACACAAAGAAGGCUACAUGGAACCGGUGUUGAGCAUUCCGCAAGAUUUUAAUAAUCCUGGUAUGGAGGUGGACGGUGGCAAUUUGGGGACGUUGCGCGAAGAAAGGACCGAGCAAGAUAUGAGUGAAAUUAAGCAGAUGUUUGAUGGGUUGCCUCUCGGUGACGAUGACAUGGAUGAAUAAAUUUGUUAACUUGCAUAAUA